GACGAGGAGGCGGCUGCCGCGCAGGGGCCGGGAGCCGGGAGAGCAGCCCCGGGGCUCCCGCUUGGGCAGCCUCUCCAAGCCGCCGGGUGCCGCGAUCGGGGCUCCCCUGCUCCCCAUCCUCUUGAACUCAUCAGGAUGUGAAGGUAAAUCAAGAUUGAUGUUCCUUUUCACCUCAGAAUGAAGAAAUUUAAAUGUUGUUUUAAAUACCUCCUACAGCAGAAAAUUUUCAUCCUGUUUUUAACCCUCUGGCUGUUCUCCUUGCUGAAGCUUCUCAAUGUGGGAAGAUUCCUCUUCCCUCAAAAGGGCAUUUACUUGGUUGAACAUUCUCUAAGUACCUCACCUUUUGUAAGAAACAGAUACACCCAUAUGAAGGAUGAAGCUGGGUAUGAAAUUAAUUGUUCUGGUGUUUAUGAACAGGAGCCUUUGGAAAUUGGCAAAAGUCUGGAAAUAAGAAGGAGAGACAUCAUUGACUUGGAUGAUGAUGAUGUUAUGGCUGUGACCAGUAACUGUGACAUUUAUCAAGCUCUAAGAAGUUACCAUCAGAAGCUUGUUUCAAAGGAGGAGGAGAAGUUCCCAAUAGCCUAUUCUCUUGUUGUUCACAAAGAUGCAAUUAUGGUGGAAAGGCUGCUCCAUGCCAUAUACAACCGGCACAAUAUUUACUGCAUCCAUUAUGACCUCAAGUCACCUGAUGCCUUCAAAGUUGCCAUGAACAAUUUAGCCAAUUGCUUCACCAACGUUUUUAUUGCCUCAAAACUAGAGACUGUGCAAUAUGCACACAUUUCCAGGCUACAGGCUGAUUUAAAUUGCUUGUCAGACCUUCUCAAAUCUUCAGUUCAAUGGAAAUAUGUCAUCAAUCUGUGCGGGCAAGAUUUUCCUUUGAAGUCAAACUUUGAAUUAGUGUCAGAGCUGAAGAAACUGAAUGGAGCAAGUAUGUUAGAGACAGUGACACCCCCUAGAAGUAAAGUGCAAAGAUUCAUGUAUCACCAUGAACUCAGAGAAAUACCCAAUGAGCACGUGAAGCUACCGGUAAGGACAAACAUCUCCAAGGAAGCACCUCCUCAUAACAUUGAGAUUUUUGUUGGAAGUGCUUAUUUUGUUUUAAGUAGAGCAUUUGUUAAGUAUAUUUUCAACAGUUCCCUUGUUAAAGACUUUUUUGCCUGGUCUAAAGAUACAUACUCGCCUGAUGAGCAUUUUUGGGCUACCUUAAUUCGGCUACCAGGAGUACCUGGAGAAAUUUCUAGGUUAGCUGACGAUGUAUCUGACUUACAAAGUAAAACCCGCCUUGUCAAAUGGAAUUAUUAUGAAGGCCUUUUCUAUCCCAAAUGCACUGGUUCUCACCUCCGGAGUGUGUGUAUCUAUGGGGCAGCAGAGUUAAGGUGGCUUAUAAAAGACGGACAUUGGUUUGCCAAUAAAUUUGAUUCUAAGGUGGACCCCAUACUAAUUAAAUGCUUGGCAGAAAAGCUUGAAGAGCAACAGAGAGAGUGGAUCGCUCUGUCUUCAGAAAUGUUAUUUAUGGAUAAAACUCCCACAAUCACACCGUUACAUUAAAUCAUGUUGGAACUAAGGUAUCUGAUAAAGGGAGUUAUGGAAUUAAGCAUGGAGGUGAAUACUGCACCAUGCCCAGUACUAUUUGCACUUAACUUUGUCAUACUUUGAAAGUGAUCUAAUAUUCAGCACACAGUGGAGAGUGACAUGAUCUUUGGAAUUAGCCUGAUGUUGAGUGGAGUUUUUUGUUUCUUUGCUUUUGCUUGUAAUUUCACUGAGAUAAAUCAGAGGUCUUAAACAUUCAAAGAUCUUAAUCAUUCAAUCAUCAGGUAUUUGUUGAGCUCCUAAUGUAUGCCAGGCACUAUGUUAGGAACUUAGGGCUAAGUAGAAUUUAGGACUCCUUAAACUCGAGGACUUAAACCCAAGAUAUAAUGAAUUAGACAGUGCCUUCAAGAAACUGUAGCUUACCGUCAUUGUACAACAGGCUAAAUUCUCCACAUAACUAUCAGGAUUCUACUGAAGAAGCUUGGAGUAUGUAGUGAUGAUAAGCAUAUAAGCCUCUCACUUCAGAAUAAUACUUAAGCACAAGAACCACCAUCUGCUUUUCUCUUAGAUCAUUUCUCUAGACUCAGCUAUUAGAAUAAUAGGAGAGACCCCCCCCCCCCCCACUACCUCAGGAAAGCUCAAAGAAUUAUCCAGAUGCAAAAGCAUAAUUUAACUUUUGGUACAUGUCUCAUGUAAUCCUAAAUCAGGAGACUGUUGGUUGGGCGUUUAGAGUGUGUGGAAGUUAGGGAGGGCUUGGGAGAGGGGACAGGGUGUGUCAGGAGGUACCUAAAAGGAUGAGUGUUGCAUCUUGACACACAAUGGUGUCAUGAAUGGGUUCCUUUUUAAUUCACCUCUUUCUUGACAAUGCACUUAAUGAUUAUAAAGAACAUAUUAAGUUCAGUGUCACACUGUAGAAUAUUGAAAUUAAGUCAGUUCAGAGAUUAUCAUUAUAUGUAUAUCUUUGUAAAUGAGUAUAAAUUUUAUUUAUGAUGCUAUCAAGCUAGAGGUGACUAGAUUUCCUUGAAAAGGUUAUGUGAAAUAUGACAAUUUUCUGAAUUAUUACUAAAGAUUUUUUUCUUCUCCAGCAACUAAGUGAAAUCCAAAUUUAAGAUUAUAAGAGCUCUGAGUUGGGUUUGUUUUUAUUUUUGUUUUCUCAUCCUCUCAGCCUGUGUCUGGAGAGAAAAGACUACUUCCCUUAGGUUAGAUAAAGAAUAUUCAUUAAUGAUAUUCUAUAAUAUCCUCACCUUAGAAAAUGACCUAUUGAAUCAAAUAUGUAUUCAGUGGGAGAAGUUCCAGGGUACAAACCCAGGACCUUAUACAUGUGAAGCACGUGGCCUACUACUAAGCUAGAUCCUGACUCCUUACCCAGAUUUUACUGUAAUUUAUUGUACUGAAAGUGAAAUGGGGCAGCAGUGGGGUUCUGCGGAUAGAGUAAAAUAUUUUUAUUAGCCUCUUGGGAAAUUCUCAGACUUUUAAAUCUUUCUUGACAUAUUUCAACCUCAGCCAUGGUGACUACAGAGGGUAGUCUAUAUAAUUACUAUAUAAUUCUCAAGACCAAGACUGAAGUAUGUGAACACUUUUGUAAUAUUUGUAUUCCACCCGUGAAAUGCACUUUGCUUGUCUUAAAAAGUUUAUAAUGCUAAUGGUCAUGUAAUGCCUCUUCUCUCCCUUUUUUCUCUUGAGCUCAUUUCCCCCCUUUUUUUUCUCUUCCCUCAUUGAUUACAUGUUCAGAAAACAACCAUGACCUAGCCAGUGCUCUUAUAAAUAACUGUGUUGGACAGAACCAAGUUCUUUAGAUGCUCACCUAUUCAUGAGUGUGUGUGACCAUGACAAACAAGGUCACUGGUCUCAGCCUAUGUUCCUGGGUCCUAGAGGUCUGUCCAUACUUCCUCACAAAAAUUUUCUGAGAAUCUAUUGAAAUCACAUUUGAAGUGGCUUGAGAGCAGGAAUGAACUAUUAAAAUGUCUAUGUGUCAUCUUUUUAAAGGCAAACAUAGAUCCCAUCCUAUUGUGAGACUAAAUCAUUUUCCCUUGCUGGAAAGUCUUUCAAAUAUAGAGACAAGGCCCAAUGGUGGGACUGAGUUGUUGAACAGAAGGAUUCCAGGUAUGAAGGGAGACCAGGUUUGGGGUUUUUUCUAAGACAAUGGCAUGAGCAAAUUGGUCCUAUUGGUUACAUAGGGAGUGAGAGAAUGACUUUUUUCUAUCACCCUGGUGGAUGUUGAUGCUGGCACAUACCACCAGUGGCUCACACUUGGAUGCAACUUAAUUAACACAAAUCACAGCUCUGGAAUCGAUGUGUUAAAAACACAAAAUCUUUUUGAAGUCUUAGUUUCUUUGCCUUUGUAAGAAAUAUAAAUGCUGAAACAUAAUUGUCGAACCUCCUGGUGAGAAAUGAAUUUUGUCUUGUGUAGUGGGAAAAUUUCCUGUUGUUGAUCAAUUGAGUAGUUAAAAAACCCACAGAACAUGAACAACUGGCAGUGCCUUCUUUUGCUCUUUGAUCCAGUUCUGGGUCCUCUAUUCCCAACAGUUCAGGGAGCUUGUCAGAUUCCCCUCCCUGGCCUCUCUUUUGCCUGAAACUCCCGUGGAUUCCCCGCAUGACUUCAAUCCUCCUUCAAGCCAGACUCUUCCCUAAACAAAUUUGGUAUGAUUUUCUCUGACCUUAUAAUGGUCCAUGGUUUGUGUUUUUAUUAUAUUUGCAUAGUAUUUAUUGAAUCUAGACUCUAUACUUGAUGGUAAGCCCAACACUUCAAAAUUAUAUGAAAUAAUUAAAAUUGUGUGAUAUAAUAUUAAUAAAGCCACCAAAAUAUACCUAAAUGUACAAUCUGCUAAAAUAAAAUAUUUCAAGAUCAUUGUUGCUUAUUAUUUUUAAUGUUUUGACUAUUUUAGGCAAUAUAUAUACAUAGGAUGUUUAAAUUUGAGCACUUUUUUUGCCUUCCAGAAUGUGAAUAUUAUACACACAUGUGCGUACACAAGUUUUGACAUAUUUUAUAGAGAACAAAAACGACAGUUUUCUUUGAGAGUGAAAUGAGAACUGAAUGUGCUCUCUGUAUGUUAUGUUUUUUGUUGUUAAUGGUGAAUGAGAGUUUUUUCUUAACACUUUCCAUUUGUCUCUUCAAAUUUACUACUUUCCUUUUUUGUCCAUAUUAUUUUCAAAAAAUAAUCUUCAAUUGUGUGAGUCAUAGAUUGGUGUUGCAUUUUUGUAUUAAAUCUGAGUAUAAUUAACAAAAUAAUUGUGAUAAUUAUACACAUGUUUAUAAGUUGCUGCUAUAUGUUAUUUUUCCGGUAUUGUAAAAUAAAAUGUGCUGCAAAAAUCAA
This is a messenger RNA of Sorex fumeus (smoky shrew), 4844 nucleotides long. It is a transcript of the gene GCNT4, whose product is annotated as glucosaminyl (N-acetyl) transferase 4. The record is from RefSeq and is a predicted model, not a curated record. Gene Ontology annotation, cellular component: membrane. Gene Ontology annotation, molecular function: acetylglucosaminyltransferase activity. Lineage: Eukaryota; Metazoa; Chordata; Mammalia; Eulipotyphla; Soricidae. The transcript is spliced from 3 exons. The coding region runs from base 178 to 1548 and encodes 456 amino acids.